Messenger RNA from Trichobilharzia szidati, 1175 nucleotides. Lineage: Eukaryota; Metazoa; Platyhelminthes; Trematoda; Strigeidida; Schistosomatidae. The record is from the annotation of a GenBank genome assembly.
GGUGAAUUAAAGCCGUUGCAUUCAAUGAAUCGUCUACGUGUGCCGUUUAUACGAAAUGGUAUUUGUCCUCCUUCAACAGUAGAGUCAACCACUGAAUCGAUCCACUUACCUUUAAUGGGUAAAAAGAUAUUAGAUGUUGGUUGUGGAGGCGGUAUUCUUACAGAGGCACUUUCCAUCUUAGGUGCUCAAGUGUUAGGCAUAGAUCAAGUAGAAGAGAGUAUAAAUGCAGCAAAUGAACAUGUUGAAGCAACUUCACAUCGUUGGAUAACUCAUCCAAGCCUACAUAAACCAGUUUACCGGUUAACCAGUCUACAAACUGUUGCUGAAGAAUCACCUAAUCAUUUUGAUGCAGUUGUUGCAUCGGAAGUUUUAGAACACGUGACUGAUUGGGAAGGCAUGGUGAAAUGUAUAGCGAAUUGUUUAAAGUUAGACGGAAUGAUGUUUAUAACAACAAUUAAUCAUACUACAGCAUCACUGCUAUUAGGCAUUGUAGUAGCUGAGUAUAUUGCUGGCCUUGUUCCACGUGGUACUCAUGAAUGGAAUAAAUUCAUUGAACCAAGUCGACUACAGUAUGCUUGUAUUAAAUAUGGUUUACAACCGCGUCAAGUUGCUGGUAUGCUGUACAAUCCCUUAACUUGUCGAUGGUCAUGGACUUCAAAUCUAUCGGUGAAUUAUGCCUUGAGUGCAAUGAAAGUGGAGAAUUACACAAAACGCGAUCAUCAAAUUAAAGAAUCUACUUAGAAAUAUUUUACCCAUAUAAAAAUUUUUUGAAAUAGGCAUGUUUGUUUAAAUUGUGUUGUUUUCCCGGAUAGUAUGGAUGACGCGCUUUCAACGUGGAUCAAUUUUUUUGUUUGUUUACUAAACGACUUUUACUAUACAAUCUUUCAUAUUCAUAAGAAGGUUACUCAUAAUUUCCAUUUUUCCACACACAACUUCACUUUCUUUGUUGUAUAUAUAUUUUUUAUUACUAGUCAUUUUACUGCACCUCUUGGAUAGUCCUAAUUCGAAUGUAAAGGCUGUUUGUAGUCAGCUUGACUAAUGAUCCUAGUUUUGUCAUAUUUUUAACAGUUGUUGACCCCUUGAUGUUGUAGUGUGAAACAAUCGAUUUCCACUUUCUCAUAUAUGUAUUUUUGUGUAGCUUUUUGUUAUCAACCAAUAAAAAAGUGUAAAGGUGG